AUGGCCGCGGAAGCUGGUUGGGCAGAUCUUGUUAAGCUUAUGAUGGGAACUAAACUGGUAGCUAUUGGAAGUGACUACGUAAAUGAUAGGAUUAAUGGCAAGUCACUUGUGCAUGCUGCCUUUACUGGAAAGAGUAGAGUUGUUUUUCCUUCUGAUUCAUCUUUUUUCAAAAUACCAGAAGUUCUUGAUAUAGUAUUGAGCAAGAACUCAGUUCUCAUCCAUUCGAUUGAUGAAGAAGGAAGGAGUCCUUUAUCCCAUGCAGCAUCCAUUGGUUAUUAUAAUGGGGUUUCCUAUCAAAGGAAUCAAAAUGAUUCAAGUGAAUUGCUCAACAAACAAGGUCAAAAUAUCGUUCACGUGGCAGCGAAGAAUGGGAAAGACAAUGUUAUUAAGUAUGUGCUCAAAACGCCUGAGCUUGAAAAGUUUAUUAAUGAAAGAGAUGAGAAAGGAAAUACGCCAUUGCAUUUGGCUACAAUGCAUUGGCGACCUAUGAUUGUGAACUUGCUUACAUGGGACAAGAGAGUUCGGCUAGAGUUAGUGAAUGAUGCAGGUUUAACCGCCUUAGAUGUUGCUGAGAAAUACAUUGGAACUGCACCACCAUUCCGAAAGCGGUUAACUUGGAUGGCCUUGAAAUCAGCUGGUGCGCCAAGAUCCAAGCGUCAAAAACCAAACAGGCAGUUCAAGGAAAUGGGGGAAAACUAUAAGGAAAGAAUCAACACUCUCAUGCUAGUACUAACAAUAAUUGCCACUGUAACCGUCACAGCCGGUUUCACAGUCCCUGGCGGCUACAAAAGCUCCGCCCCAGAUGAAGGCACGACAACUCUGCUAAACAGCAACUACUUCAAAGCAUUUUGA
Camellia sinensis is the source of this 852-nucleotide messenger RNA. NCBI's taxonomy places the organism in Eukaryota, Viridiplantae, Streptophyta, Magnoliopsida, Ericales, Theaceae. The record is from RefSeq and is a predicted model, not a curated record.